AUGAACUGGUUCACCAUCGUGAUCGUUAAUCCGAUCCUCGGAACCGUCGGUAUCGUCGGCAACGUGCUCAACUGCGUUGUGUUGAAGAAAAGUGGCUUCAACAAGCCGUCCAACAUCUUCUUGUUCGGCCUGGCUGUCUCCGACGUGUUCGUCCUGCUGGGCGCCGUGGACGUUGUGAGCAUACUGACCCAGUUUCCGAAACGAAUCCCUCUGGGGUUCAGCUUUUGGGAAUUCGACUGCAGCGACGCGCGAAUGGCUGUGUUUUACUUAAAUGUGAAAAGGAUCGUCUACGCGUUCCAGAUCGUCGGCAUGAACAUCAGUCCGUGUUUCUGCGUGGUGAUAACCCUGGAGCGGCUGGUCGCCAUUUUCUUUCCUUUACAGUUUUCGAGGAUAAUCCGGCCGCGCAGAGCCUGGACCGUGGUUACCUGCUCCUUUCUGUUUUGGGCAGGAUUCGGGGCGGUUUUUGUAAACAGGUUCACGUUUGUGAUAGGAUACUGGGCCCAAUUCAGGUCGUGCGUUUGUAAAUACGCGCUGCUGCCGAACGACGCCGAGAAACUGUUUGAUAAGAUUGCCACUUGGUUCGUCUGGUACAUCGCGCUGGGCAUCAUCAUUCUGGGAUCCGUCGUUAUAUUCGCGAGGAUAAAAGUGUUCAGCCUGAAUCGCCGGAGAAUGACGUCAUCGAAAUCCGCGUCCAGCAGCCGCACCACGCGAACGCUGCUGGCCGUGUGCGUGGUAUUCAGCUGCACGCAGAUCGUCCGCUUUCCGUACGUCAUGUUCAAGCUCAGCUUCUCCGACUACGACACCCAAGGGAUGUACGUCUCCGCCAUGGCGCUCAUGUCGUACGUCAACAGCGCCUGCAACUUCGUCAUUUACAUCUUGCUGAACAAGAAGUUCAGGACGAUUCUC
Lymnaea stagnalis (great pond snail) is the source of this 906-nucleotide messenger RNA. The record is from the annotation of a GenBank genome assembly. Lineage: Eukaryota; Metazoa; Mollusca; Gastropoda; Lymnaeidae.